AUGAAAAUAACGGACGAAGAGGCAAUCCAGGCACCGGCAAUUAUUCUCCAAUGGCUCAACGGUAAAUGUCGAGAGAUUCGAGAAUUUGGCAACGUGGAGGUGGGAGCCUAUGAUGCUAGUAAGAAGGCCAAGUUAGCAAAAGCCCAAUAUGCUCGGUGGCGCAAGAAAAUUUGUGAAAAUAGAUGCAAGAUGGCGGCAAAGGUGUACCCAAACAAUCAUCAACUCGCGUUUAUCCUUGCAAACAAGGAUUCUCACUCUGAUAUCGAGGAUGCGGAAAAGAUGGUGAUGUCGCAGGCUACUCACCACAAGCAACGAUCAGUCCACAAAGAUAUCUACGGACGUUCGAAAUCCGUCUUCAGCAAGAAAAGCGGGAUUGAGGGUGUGCCACGUAAUAUUCCGGUGGAUGCCUAUGCGAAAUCGUGGCGAGAGGGUUUGUGUAAAUUUGAUCAAGAUACUGUAUCCGAGGUCGGCCCCUUUUCAGUUAUGGAGCUUGCUAAGGGGAUGGAUAAGCUGUUGACACUAGCUCCUCAGGAGGGAACGGCCCCAAACCGGGGGCCAACUCAGCAAGGAUCUAGUGCCCAAGCGGGGCCAAGUGGGGAGAGGUCGAUGAAUAUAGAUUGA
Puccinia graminis f. sp. tritici CRL 75-36-700-3 is the source of this 621-nucleotide messenger RNA. RefSeq lists its product as uncharacterized. The coding region runs from base 1 to 621 and encodes 206 amino acids. NCBI's taxonomy places the organism in Eukaryota, Fungi, Basidiomycota, Pucciniomycetes, Pucciniales, Pucciniaceae. The transcript has 3 exons. The record is from RefSeq and is a predicted model, not a curated record.